Poecilia latipinna (sailfin molly) is the source of this 1182-nucleotide messenger RNA. Its product is annotated as sialidase-4-like. The transcript has 2 exons. The record is from RefSeq and is a predicted model, not a curated record. NCBI's taxonomy places the organism in Eukaryota, Metazoa, Chordata, Actinopteri, Cyprinodontiformes, Poeciliidae. Gene Ontology annotation, molecular function: exo-alpha-sialidase activity. Gene Ontology annotation, cellular component: membrane; cytoplasm; intracellular membrane-bounded organelle. Gene Ontology annotation, biological process: ganglioside catabolic process; oligosaccharide catabolic process. The coding region runs from base 1 to 1182 and encodes 393 amino acids.
AUGGGCUGCAGCAAUUCAACUCCAAUAGAAACCCAGAAAGAGAAAACAACCGUUUUUCUCUCCAAGGAAAAAAUCUUCAGGAUCCCUGCUCUCAUAUUUGUUGGGAAUGAAACUCUGUUGGCCUUUGCAGAGAAACGAAAAUCUAAAGACGAUUCCAGCAGCGAGUCUCUUGUCAUGAAGACAGGAAAACUGACCAAAGCUGGCAACUCUGUGGAAGUUGAGUGGUCAGAUUCUAAAGAAGUCGUGAAGAAGGAAGAUCUCGGUGGACACCGCCCUAUGAACCCGUGCCCGAUCUACGCAAAGGAAAGAAACACAAUUUACCUGUUUUUCAUCGGGGUUAAAGGAACCACUUCAGAAAGACAUCAGAUAUUUUGGGGCAUCAACGAGACCCGUCUGUACUACAUCACCACCAAGGAUGGCGGCGAAUCCUGGAGCCACCCCAUUGAUCUGACUGAGACACUUCCUGAAAUAAAGAAUUGGGCAACAUUUGCUGUCGGACCGGGUCAUGGUAUUCAGACCAAGACUGGCAAACUGAUCGUUCCUGCUUAUGCUUACCCUUCUUGUUCUAGCAGUUGUACAAGCUGCCGUAGUUGCCUGGCUAAUUUGUUUUGUUGCUGUGAUUCCUUGUGUUGUACAAAGUGCUGUCCUCCUCCCCAUGCGCUCAUUAUUUAUAGUGACAAUGAGGAGAAAUUCAAAUGUGGAAACAUGCUAGAAAAAACAUCACUAGAAUGUGAAAUAGCUAAGACGAAUGACCAAGGCGAGAUGUUGUACUGCAACGCUCGAAGUCAGGGAAACAUUCGGGUGGAAGCGUUCCUGGAUGAUAGUGGGAAGGUUAUCAGAGAAGUUAAGUCUAAGCUUGUGGAAACAAAGUCAGGCUGUCAGGGCAGUGUGGUCUCCUUCCCAGCUCAACCUGAGGAAGAUGGCUCAAAUCAGGGAACUCUGUGGCUGCUUUACUCCCAUCCGACAUGUAGAUGCGAAAGAGAGGACUUAGGGGUGUAUCUAAACAAAUCCCCAACAGAUCCAAGUGCAUGGAGCCAACCCCGGGUCAUUAACCAGGGACCCAGUGGUUAUUCUGACCUGGCUUACAUACAGAAUGGCUGGUUUGCAUGUCUGAUGGAGCGUGGGGAGAAAACUUAUAUUGAAGAGAUAGCAUGUUUACUAUUCAGCUGUGAUGACCUCUAG